GCAGUAUCCUCGAGCCCCACAACCAUGGACAGAAUGACUAGGGAGCGACCCCUGACCAGACAAGAGAAGGUGAAGAUUGUGAGCAGUCUCUUGAAGCAGGCCCUGCCUGAUGAAUUCUGCGAGGCCUUCAGUGAUCUGCGCCUGCUGGUGGGUGACGACAGCCUGAUGUGCCAGGAAGCUGCCUCCCUCUGUGCCCUGCACAACAAGCUCUACUUCACCCCGGUCAUGAGGAAGGAGUGUGAGGUGCUGCUGACCCGCCACAACGAGCUGGAGGAAAAACACUUCCUUGACUCCCAGAGACAGGUCUCUUUCAAAUUUGACCACAUGAGGAAAGAGGCAAGCGAGUUUCAGGCUCACCCACAGGAAGAUGAGAAAGGUGAGGCAUGGAGAAGGGCCCUCUAUGAGGGCCUGAAAGCAUACGUCAGCAGCCACUAUACUGGGGGGAUUUGCAGUGUCUUCAUCAAGGAUACAGCGAUCCGGAAAAUUCUCAUCGCCUGCAUUGCAGGUCGUCUGCACCGGCCCUCCGCCUUCUGGAACGGCCUGUGGAAAUCAGAGUGGACUUUCACCCUGACUCCCACUUCCACUUCCACCCAGGUGGCCGGGACCAUCAUGGUCCAGGCUCACUACUUUGAGGACGGCAACAUCCACUUGACAGUGUGCAAGGAUGUGGCAGAGAGUCUUCCUGUCACCACUGAGAUCCAGACCUCCCAGGACUUUGUGAAACUGCUGGAGCAUGCAGACAACCAAUUUCAGGAUGGGCUGAUGGAAGAAUACCAGAGGAUGAGCAAUACCUACUUGAAGGCUUUCCGAAGACAGCUGCCCAUCACCCACAGCACGAUUGACUGGGAGAAAAUAGCGACAGCUAAGAUAGUGGCAGCACCUGCUGUCCAAUGAAAGGCCAGUUUGUAUGGGAUAUCUGAAUAAAGUGUUCAGGGAAGGGAGAAAGUACUAAAUACCCAAUAAAAUAAAUAGAGAAAAGAAAAAAUGAAAAAAAAAUCAGAGAAAAUGAAGGUCAGGAAGAGUUCUGUGGUGUCAGGAGAUGGGGCACUCUCCUGGGAGGUUGGGAGAUCCAAGUGGAGGUGUUCUGCUGACCAGUGCUAAGCACAGGUUAAGCGCUCACACAGAUCAAUAAGCAGUCACAUUGUGUAUCAGCUUGUUGUUAAAGUGGAGGGAGUUCCAAGAAGAGCAAGCAAAUUGAUGAGUAGGCUGUAGGGAGAGUGUGAUUUAAUGAUAGAGGGCAGGUGCUGUCCAGUGCUCUGUCUCCCCACCUCUCAGGCCUCUUCAGUACAUCAGACCAUAGUUAUAUAGUACACCCAUUCUUGGGGACUAGCUUAUUAGCAUAUCAUAACUUA
This is a messenger RNA of Dermochelys coriacea (leatherback sea turtle), 1352 nucleotides long. RefSeq names its product F-actin-capping protein subunit alpha-1-like. The record is from RefSeq and is a predicted model, not a curated record. The transcript has a single exon. Gene Ontology annotation, biological process: barbed-end actin filament capping; actin cytoskeleton organization. Gene Ontology annotation, cellular component: actin cortical patch; F-actin capping protein complex. Lineage: Eukaryota; Metazoa; Chordata; Testudines; Dermochelyidae. Bases 25 to 894 code for a protein of 289 amino acids. Gene Ontology annotation, molecular function: actin filament binding.